Molecule: messenger RNA, 1711 nt
Organism: Lycium ferocissimum
Lineage: Eukaryota; Viridiplantae; Streptophyta; Magnoliopsida; Solanales; Solanaceae
Product: UDP-glucosyltransferase 29-like
Exons: 1
Coding region: 69-1430 (453 amino acids)
Molecular function (GO): UDP-glycosyltransferase activity
Source: RefSeq, a predicted model, not a curated record
AAAGUACAUACAGCUAAACUUACCCUAUAAAACUAUGACACUUUAGAAGAACUUCCCAAGUUAAAUUCAUGGAGAGAACUAAGGAAAAUAGUCCUAGUAUCCUACUAUUUCCUUGGCUAGGUAUUGGCCAUGUAAACCCCUUUUUGGCGCUAGCCAAGAAAUUAUCAAAAAUGAACUUCCACAUAUAUUUUCUUUCUACACCCAUUAUUCUCAAAUCUAUCAAGAAAACCUUAGAUAAAAACUCCUCUAGUAACAAUUUCCCCAUACAACUUGUUGAAUUUCACUUGCCUUAUUUGCAUAAGUUACCCCCUCACCACCAUACAACUAAUGGACUCCCUCCCCAUCUCAAUUCCACUCUCAUUCAAGCCUUUCAAAUGGCUUCUUCCAAAUUUCCAAGCAUCAUUGAAACUCUAAAACCUAACUUGAUUAUCUAUGAUGGGUUCCAACCAUGGGCAUCAACUAUAGCUUCAUCAUGCAAUAUUCAUGCUAUUAUGUUUUUUGUUUCUUCAACUUCUAAUCUUGCCUACCUCUAUCACCAAUUUCUUCAUGGAAUUCCAAGCCUUACAUCUUUUCCUUUUUCUUCCUUAUACCUUCAUGACUAUGAGAUCAAGAAAUUAGGUAUGCAACCGAUAGAACCACGCGAUGACAAAGCAUUUGGAUACAUUAUCCUUAAAUCCUUUGAACAAUCUCAUGACAUUGUUUUGUUGAACACUUUUAGGGAGACUGAGGGGAAGUACAUAGAUUAUGUUUCUACCAUAGGAAAUAAGGAGCUGAUACCAAUUGGUCCACUCAUUCUCGAGGAGGCUAUAGGUGAAGAGGAGCAUUUCGUGACAAUUCAAUCAUGGCUAGACAAGAAGGAAAAAUGUUCAUGUGUUUAUGUGUCAUUUGGAAGUGAACGUUUCUUCUCAAAGCAAGAAAUUGAAGAGAUAGCCAGUGGGCUUGAGCUAAGCAAAGUUAAUUUUAUUUGGACAAUCAAAUUCACAAUAGGGGUGAACACUACAAUAGAAGAAAUGGUUCCGCAAGGUUUUCUUGAAAGUACAAACGGAAAAGGGAUGGUUAUUGAAGGAUGGGUGCCACAAACCCAAAUUUUGAACCAUUCAAGUAUUGGAGGUUUUGUAACUCACUGUGGAUGGAAUUCGAUAUUAGAGAGCAUGAGUUUUGGCGUACCAAUAAUAGCCAUGCCUAUGAAUCAUGAUCAACCAUUUAAUUCAAGAUUAGUGGAGGAACUUGGAAUAGGGGUGGAGAUUUUGAGAGGUGAAAAUGGGGAAAUAAAGAGAGAAGACGUGGCAAAAGGAAUAGGGAAGGUGGUGGGGGAGAUGACUAGAAAAGAAGUAAAUUUGAAAGCUAGAGAAUUGAGUGAGAAGAUAAAAAUGAAAGGGGAGAAAGUUAUAGAUGAAGGGGUUAAGAAGUUGUUGAAGCUUUUGUGUUGAUUCAUAAGGGAUUGAUGGAUUGAAUUUGGACAUUAUAGGAUUUACCUAAUAGUGAUUCAAAUACAAGAAUUUAAAAUACAUAUUACAUCAAAUGCUGUAAUCUAGAGAUAGGCUUCUUAUGAUCUUGUCGAUCUACAUGAGUUCAAACUCUAGUUGAACUCUACUCCUAAAACAAAGUUGAAAUCUACUCCUUCCUAAUCCAAUAUAUCUUUUGGAGGCGGCUUAAAAUAAAACAUGAAUAAUGAUUUCACUUUGUAUAUAUAGGUGCUACAUGAAUCUUA